This is a messenger RNA of Homarus americanus (American lobster), 3039 nucleotides long. Its product is annotated as neuropeptide F receptor-like. The record is from RefSeq and is a predicted model, not a curated record. The transcript has 3 exons. Gene Ontology annotation, molecular function: neuropeptide Y receptor activity. Gene Ontology annotation, cellular component: membrane. Gene Ontology annotation, biological process: G protein-coupled receptor signaling pathway. Lineage: Eukaryota; Metazoa; Arthropoda; Malacostraca; Decapoda; Nephropidae. The coding region runs from base 1259 to 2644 and encodes 461 amino acids.
GGAAGGCGAAGCGUGAGGACAGACGGUCCGAGUCAGCCAGACCAGUCACUCGGGGGAGAGCCAGGAACUAGAGAAACUUAUUACGUGUCUUACUCUUCGUUCUUCAUAAAUGUGUCGGUGUUUACAAUGUGGAGUUUGUACUUAUAACAAACUUUUAAUCGAUGUAUUUUCAAUGAAUCUUCUUGAUGUCAACAGAGUGUGGUCUGUAAAACCUAACAUGCUUUGGGUCUGUAUAUCUUAAUGGUUAAUAUUAGUAUAAACAAACUGUAACCUUCCUAAACAUUAAGCUGAUUCUGUUUACUGGAUAUAUAAAGGUGCAUUAACAUAAACAGCUUCACUUACCUCCAAGAAUAUCCUGGAAGACGUAAAUGACGAACCAAACACUCCAUCUGGCUCUUCAUGUUAGGUGGCUGUACUGCGGAGGCUAACCUGGGAAUAAAACAAAAAUCCAAAGUUACUGUGGCGUUUACACUACAUUAAUCAUCCUGGAAAAAAAAGUAGCGUCUCUUGUACAAAUUAAUUAGACCCCCAAAUAUCUUAGACUUGGAUGAGCUAAAUGUUUGGGUUUUAUGUGGAUGAUAAUAAACUCGUAAACUUGUAAUCAUCCUGGAAAAAAAAAACUUGUGUAUUCUUGUUCGAGGUAAAGAAAUGACCCCAAAAGUAAGCUUAUCUUGGCUGGCCUGAACCUUCUGCCUUUCCCUGUGUGUGAAGAACAUCUGUAUGACGGUAAUACAGUACACAGUGUGUUAGUGAAGGAAAACAUAGUGUUUGUGACCAUAAGAACGCCUGUCUCCUUUACCCGAGAGCAAACAUUCACGUGACAAUAUAAAAAGAAUGUUAAAUGUGAAAAUAAAAACGACUGACUAUUUUUCCUCCGUGUAAACAUUCAUAUGGUAGUGUGUGUACGUGAACAGUAGCUGAUAUAUACUACCUUAUAUGUGUACACAGAUCCCAUUAGUGCACAUAAAAUAACAUGUACACGAUGCUACAGUCGUUUACACGGGUGAUUAUAACAUUAUGAACAGUUGUCUAUGAACGUUCUUUACGUCAAUUAUCAAGUUUGUACACAUCGAAGGCUGUACAUACAUAAAUACACACACACGCACGACCGAUAACGUACACCGAUAAAGACCAGUUAACGUACAUGAGUGAUCAUCAUAACAAUACAUGUACAUGAUUUAGGAUGUGCACAGAGAAUCCUCAGUUGGCGUACACACGGAGGUACACAUAGAUAUACGUGACAGAGACACAGGGUAAGAUGUUCACAUUGGAGUGGCAGACGGCAGGGGUGGGGUGGAAGAGGCUGGACGGCCCCCCACCCUCCCUCAACCCCAGCAUCAUGGCGCUCGACUCCCUCGACUUCGACUCUGAAGACUUUAACCUGAUGAACCUCGCUGCCCUGAACGAGAACCUCACCAGCCUGGCCCACAACCUCACCCACCUCUUUAACCUCACCGGCGGCAUCAACGUCGAUCUCCUCAAAAAGUUCGAGAAGAAUCGCCGAGUCGGGGACGGGGCGUUUUACACCCUCAUCUUCGCCUACAGCGUCCUCAUCCUCCUCGGGGCUACCGGGAACUCCCUGGUGGUGAUGGCGGUCAUCAGGAAACCCGCCAUGAGAACCGCCCGUAAUGUCUUUAUCAUCAACCUGGCCAUCUCAGACCUCCUGCUGUGCCUGGUCACGAUGCCUCUGACACUAAUGGAACUCCUGUCGCAGUACUGGCCGCUGGGGGACACGCCCUUCACCUGCAGGCUGGUGGGCACACUGCAGGCCACCUCCAUCUUCGUCUCCACCAUCUCCAUCACCGCCAUCGCCCUCGACAGAUAUCACGUGAUUGUGUAUCCAACGAAGAAGUCGCUGCAGAAGGUUGGGGCGGUGGGCAGCCUGCUGGUAGUGUGGCUGUUGUCUUUCCUGCUGGCGCUACCCAACUUCAUCUGGCGGACGCUGGAGACCCACCACGUCAACCUUCCGGGGAUCGAAGUGGUGAGAUUCUGCUUCGAGGAUUGGCCCUUCGAACACGGGCGCGCUUACUACAGCGUCUUCGUCAUCCUGGUACAGUACUGUCUGCCUAUACUGACGGUGAGCAUCGCCUACGCAAGGAUCUGUAACAAACUCAAGUACAGGAUGACCAACGCCUCCAGCAGGUCAGCGCGCUCCAGAAAGGAAGACCUGAGGAUGAAGAAGACCAACACACUACUCGUCUCCAUCUCCCUCAUCUUCUGCUUGUCAUGGCUGCCGCUCAACCUCUACAACGUCAUCGUCGAUCUCCAUAACCCCUUCGGCGAGGACACAGAGUCUAUGCUGAUCGUGUACUCAGUGUGUCACAUGGCGGGGAUGUCCUCGGCGUGCUCCAACCCGCUCCUCUACGGGUGGCUCAAUGACAACUUCAGAAAGGAGUUCCUGGAGAUCUUCGGGGUGGUGUGUCCCUGCUGCCCCGUCGUCACCAACGCCUCCAGGAUGAACAGUCUCAAGACCAGCAGGAUCGGCAAGGAGGGCGGGUCUCUGAAGUCCCUGCCGCUCUGUAAUCACCCGGUGGUCUUGUACACUAAGGCGCCCGAGGAACAGACCUGUAAUGGCCUCAGUGUGGACCUGCAGGACCAGGAGGUCACCUUCAUCUCACAGGUCGUGACCACCACCACCCUCUAGCUCAACACAGACGAUCGACGGAAGGAGGACCAGGAGGCGGCGACAGAAGAGUGUGGCCAUGUCCUGAGGAAGACCCACACCUUACAUCCUACCACGAGGAGUCUCCAAGAUCCUAAACGGGAAAGAAAGAAAAAUCCUUCAACACAGGAUUUCAUUUUUGGAAGAAGAAAUUUCAUAUCUACUAUUUCUCUUCAGAAAACUCAUGUCUAGGAUGUCAAUAGUUUCCUUUAAUCUAGUGUAGGAUGUGCUUUGAAUUUCUCAGCUGUAGGAUAUCACCUAAAAAUCCUUCCUAAUGAUGACUAUAAUCUGACUGAAGAAAUAAUACGCCUGACUCACAAGCCUGACUCACAAAUGUAUAUAUUAAAUAACAACUUUACAUUCAGGCAAAAAAAAAA